ACCAUGUGGGUCCUAGGAAGUGAACCCAGGUCCUCUGCAAGACAGGCAGUGCUCUUAACUGCUGAGCCAUCCCUCCAGCCCCACAGUCAUACUUUUUAUAUUAAUCUACUACAUUGAUCUAUGCAACUGUCAACAUUCUACUAUUUGAAAUAAAAAUAUAUUGGAAAUUCUCCAAUAUUAGUGUACAGGGAGCCUCUUGAACAUUUUAAAAAAUGUUACAGCACAAUUUCAUGAAGGCUGAGUUUGCACCUUGGUCAGAAGCUACCACCAGGAGCUCCUGAGAGGCUUCCUUGUCCCUCCCAGUCCCUGCCUGACCGGAUUUUACAUAGAUGGAGCUGGUCAGAUAGCUUGACUGUGUAGCCAUUUUGAUUGAUGACUCAUUUAUCUUCCAAUCCUGGAAUUUUCUUUAUUUAGCUCCCUUGGUGCCGAACUGAUGGACCUUAGGUUGUUUAUAAUCCUGGCUAUUAGAACCAUGGGAAGGAUGCACAACCUUGUGAAUGAGAUGUACCUAAAAGUAGUUUCUUCUUAGACGUUCACACACACACACGCACACACACACACGAUCACGCCAGUUGGAUGCCGAGUUUUAACAGCAUCACCGUCCAGCUGCCCUUGUUUAGCCUAAUGAGGUUUUAGAGUGGGAUUCCAUUUCCUUAAAACAGCAAGUAUCCUUAGAAAAGGCUAAAUAAAGAUGUGGACUUGGGAGGCUCGCUGGCAUCUCCGAUAGCUGUGUGGUAGAGGAGAAGUCACCCGACCUCUCUUACCCCCCAUCUCCAAGGAAACAACCAGUUCCUGCUACUCAGAGCUGUGGUAAGGAGAGGGGCCCUCCUUGGAGUGAGUUUUCGAGGGGCCCAGAAGAAGCAGCCGCGGAAGAGCUUGCAGGGCAGCGAUCUGGUCAUGUCUUUUGGAGAGCAGUGUCCUUGGUACUUUUGCACUUUAUAGAGCAGGUUCCUGUGCUAGAAAACAAAAAGGAGGGAAGGUAGAAGAGAGGAGAGAAGAAGCCUGGAGAAGAGAGGGGAAGAGAGGAAAGAGGGCUUCAGGGCCCAUGUGAAGUCUACCAUUCUUACUUUGAAGAUCAGAGACACUAACUCAAAUCAAAGCAAGAAAAAGCCAAGGAGAAGGAGAUGAGGGCCGCCAAGGAGAGCCGUGCCCAAUGAGGUUCUGAUUUCACACAGCCUCCCUUCCUCUCCUCUACCCAAUCUGCUCCUGCCCCACAUCCUUGCUUGGGGGCAUCCUGCAUGUCCCUGGUAGUGAGUUCAAGUUCCUGCUUCUACAGGGCCUGACGACACUCCCCCUCGCGGGCCCUGCUCCGCCUAGGGGAGGCCCGGCGCCCCCCAGGACCGCGCUCUGCUGGGCUCCCCUCCCAGCGCUGAGCACUUGGCCCUGGCAGACGCCCCAAGAUUGUUGUGAGGAGUCUAGCCAGUUGGUGAGCGCUGUAAUCUGAACCAGCUGUGUCCAGACCGAGGCCCCAUUUGCAUUGUUUAACAUACUUAGAAAAUGAAGUGUUCAUUUUUAACAUUCCUCCUCCAAUUGGUUUAAUGCUGAAUUACUGAAGGGGGUUAAGCGAAACCAGGUGCCGGCGGCAAGGGCUCUGCAGUGGCUCCCAGCACCCAGCACUGCCCCAGCCCUCGGUGCAGUCCACUCAGCCCCUCCGGAAUCAAGCCGCCCGGGUCCUACGGCAGAGCCUGCCUUCCUCGAGUCGCCUCUCCUCCCGCGCAUCUUGGAUAUGCCAGGAUUAAAAAGGAUACUCACGGUUGCCAUCUUGGCACUAUGGCUUCCACACCAUGGGAAUGCACAGCAACAGUGCACAAAUGGCUUUGACCUGGACCGCCAGACAGGACAGUGCUUAGAUAUUGAUGAAUGCCGGACCAUCCCUGAGGCUUGCCGUGGGGACAUGAUGUGUGUCAACCAGAAUGGCGGGUAUCUGUGCAUCCCUCGAACCAACCCAGUGUAUCGAGGGCCCUACUCGAAUCCCUACUCUACAUCCUACUCAGGCCCAUACCCAGCAGCUGCUCCACCAGUACCAGCUUCCAACUACCCCACCAUUUCAAGGCCUCUUGUCUGUCGCUUUGGGUACCAGAUGGAUGAGGGCAACCAGUGUGUAGAUGUGGACGAGUGUGCGACAGACUCACACCAGUGCAACCCUACCCAGAUCUGUAUCAACACAGAAGGAGGGUACACCUGUUCCUGCACCGACGGGUACUGGCUUCUGGAAGGCCAGUGUCUAGACAUUGAUGAAUGUCGCUAUGGUUACUGCCAGCAACUCUGUGCAAAUGUUCCUGGAUCCUAUUCCUGUACGUGCAACCCUGGUUUCACCCUCAAUGAGGAUGGAAGAUCUUGCCAAGAUGUGAACGAGUGUGAAACUGAGAAUCCCUGUGUUCAAACCUGUGUUAACACCUAUGGUUCUUUCAUCUGCCGCUGUGACCCGGGAUAUGAACUUGAGGAAGAUGGCAUUCAUUGCAGUGAUAUGGAUGAGUGCAGCUUCUCUGAGUUCCUCUGUCAACAUGAGUGCGUGAACCAGCCAGGCUCAUACUUCUGCUCGUGCCCCCCAGGCUACGUCCUGUUGGACGACAACCGAAGCUGCCAGGAUAUUAAUGAAUGUGAGCACAGAAACCACACGUGCACUCCGCUGCAGACUUGCUACAAUUUGCAAGGGGGAUUCAAAUGUAUCGAUCCCAUCCGCUGUGAGGAGCCAUAUCUGCUGAUUGGUGAUAACCGCUGUAUGUGUCCUGCUGAGAACACUGGCUGCAGAGACCAGCCCUUUACCAUCUUGUAUCGGGACAUGGAUGUAGUAUCAGGACGCUCUGUUCCUGCUGAUAUCUUCCAGAUGCAAGCAACAACCCGCUACCCUGGUGCCUAUUAUAUUUUCCAGAUCAAAUCUGGCAACGAGGGUCGAGAGUUCUACAUGCGGCAAACAGGGCCUAUCAGUGCCACCCUGGUGAUGACACGCCCCAUCAAAGGGCCUCGGGACAUCCAGCUGGACUUGGAGAUGAUCACUGUCAACACUGUCAUCAACUUCAGAGGCAGCUCCGUGAUCCGACUGCGGAUAUACGUGUCACAGUACCCGUUCUGAGCCUUGGGCUAAGGCCUCUGACACUGCCUUUCACUGGCCCCGAGGGCCAGGAGGAGAAGCCCAGCAAGAAUGAGAGCAAGACAGACAUUGCACCUUUCCUGCUGAACAUCUAUCUCUCUGGGGCAUCAGCCCAGGAACCUGACCCCUACCUGCACUCUUGCCAACUGUCACUCUGAAGGACACCCUGCCCCUAGUUCCCACGAUGCAGUUAUCAAAAAGUAUUCUUCUUGGCUCCCUGAGGUGAGGUUGCCCGUGACGCUUCAAGGCCUUCCAUUUAUUUCCAUCUUUUUUUCAAAGAAAAUAGGUUUGCUGGGGUUUGAGUCUGUGUUCUAAGACUGAGUGGCUUGUUCUCACCUCUUCUACUCCUUGCUCCAUCUCUUGCUGCAUUGCUGCUUUGCAAAAGUCCCCAUGAGCUCAUGGGAAAGGCUGGGUAUCGCUAGUUUGCUUCUUGUGUGUGUUGAAAAGGCUAUAGAAACACACCACAGCAGGAUCAAAGGUUUUUAAAGAGUCUAUUUUAAAACCAGAUCUGGUAUGUUCAGCAUAAAAGAAGUUUUUAAUUGUCCUUAAAACUUGUAUGACUAUUUAACCGUUUCUUGUGCAUUUUGAGUUUUUAAAGUGGUAGAAUUCCUUCCAAGAGCCUCAGAAAUGUGUUAUGUUCUGUCUCCCAACCCCAGCCUUCCUUCCAUCUUAGCCCAGUUUUUACGAAGUCCCCUUAAUCAUGCUGUUUUAAGAAUUUUUACUCAACUGGGCUGGAAGACAGAGGUAUCCAGACUGAUUAAAUAUUUGAAAAAAAUCUUGUGUUUG
Molecule: messenger RNA, 3877 nt
Organism: Arvicola amphibius (Eurasian water vole)
Lineage: Eukaryota; Metazoa; Chordata; Mammalia; Rodentia; Cricetidae
Gene: Fbln5
Product: fibulin 5
Exons: 11
Coding region: 1727-3073 (448 amino acids)
Molecular function (GO): calcium ion binding
Source: RefSeq, a predicted model, not a curated record